This is a messenger RNA of Cyprinus carpio (common carp), 10192 nucleotides long. RefSeq names its product calcineurin-binding protein cabin-1. Gene Ontology annotation, molecular function: nucleosome binding; protein binding. Lineage: Eukaryota; Metazoa; Chordata; Actinopteri; Cypriniformes; Cyprinidae. Gene Ontology annotation, biological process: chromatin organization. The record is from RefSeq and is a predicted model, not a curated record. The coding region runs from base 918 to 7850 and encodes 2310 amino acids. Gene Ontology annotation, cellular component: nucleus. The transcript is spliced from 39 exons.
UCAUACAUGCAAACACAGAACACAAGUUUGCAUCUGGACUCACUGUGAAAGUAUCCCACAUUUAUAAAGUAUGAUAAAAUUGUGCGUUGAGUAGAAACGCAGUUUCUGUUGUAAGGUCAGCUGGGCUUGUGCUGCUAGCAUGUUAGCAUGUUGUUGUUAUUGUAUGGUAUGGGGUUGAUAAACAGCGCUGUUAACAAUAACACUACCAUUGUGUGCAACAUCACCGUUGUUAUGAUGCUUGCGAACCAUCAGAUGAAUGUUUUUGUAUUAGUUAAUCAAGCUAAACAGUGAAAUCCGCCGUGAUUCUCAUCACUGCACAAUAAAUGUGUGUCAUGGGGAAAAUGCUCCCUCAAGAACAAUGCACUUUUAUUGCCAUGUUAUAGUGAGCUUCGCAUAUACAACAUACUGUCUGGGGAAAUGGAAACACUGACCAAUUUGAUUGUUAUUGCUUGGCAUUGUAUAUCUUCGAGAAGGCAACUUAAUCUUGUCCCAUUGUUGGGGACAAAAAUACCCUGCACUAAGGCAUGAAGUGAAUUAUUAAAAAAAAGUAUGGUGUAAAAAGUGUUGAAUAAAUGUAUGCUGAAUGUAGAUAGUGGUAGAUACUGUGUGCUUUAAGUGUAAAUUUCAACAAAUAGCAAGUGCAAGCAGUAUUUUGUACAGUCACACAAAGUGUAGUCCAUGCUAUUUGUACACUGUACAUAUUCUGAAAUUCUGUUCACAAUCACAGUUAUACAGAGUUCUCCUCUGCACCACAGCUGGAUACAUGAUUGUUGAUGCCACAAACAAUUUUAUGCAUUUACUGAAAAUCUUCUAAAAUGCCCCUUUUUUAAAAUCAGUUACAAGCCAAGGGACAAUCAAGAAGAAAACCUAUGAAUAUGCUGAUGACUGGAGUGAAUGAUCCUAAAUAAAUAAGAAACAUGAUCCGGAUAGCUGCUCUGAAUGCAGCAUCUCAUGCUGCAGAUGAACAUGAAGACGCCUUCAGAAGCACGAAACAAAGUCAAACGAAGGAAGCCCAGGAGGCAGAAGCGUUUGCUCUGUAUCAUAAAGCCCUUGAUCUGCAGAAACAUGACAAGUUUGACGAGUCUGCCAAAGCCUACCAUGAGCUCCUCAGGACGCCGCUGCUCAAGGAGGCCGUGUCAUCUGAAGAUGAGAAAGUUGGACUCAAGCAUCCUGGGCUGAUGUUGAAGUACUCCACCUAUAAAAACCUGGCCAGUCUCGCUGUGCUCAGAGAUGAUUUAGACACUGCCAUGGACUUCUACGUGCAGGCUGUGAUGCUGGACUCCACAGAUGUGAAUAUGUGGUUUAAGAUGGGAAAGUUGGCUUUGAGGAAGGCCAGCAUGCCUUUGGCCCGUCAUGCGUUUGAGGUGGGCUUACGCUGUAACCCGGACCACUGGCCCUGCCUGGACAGUCUCAUCACUGUCCUCUACGUUCUGAGUGACUACAGCUGUUGUCUGUACUACAUCUGUAAGGCUCUGGAGAAGGACACGGGUUACAGUAAGGGACGAGUGCUCAAAGAGAAGAUCUUUGAAGAGCAGCCCUGCCUCAGACGAGACUCUAUGAAGAUGUUCUCCAAACUGGAUGUAUCAGUGCAGUAUGUGGAUGUAGAUGAGGAGGAAGCCCACAGCAUUGUGGAGGAAGCGCUGGAACUGAGGAGACAGAGACAGGCUAAACUCACACGGCAUCCAGUCGCUGACCUUCAGCUGGUUCAGCCCAUCAAAUACUUCACGUGGAAGAGUGUUGGGGAGAGUUUCUUGGCGAUGUACAAACACCAGAAUGCUUGUCUGGUCCCACGGCCUGACUUUGGGCGCCGCGUCGACCUGUCUAUGUACCGCGACCCAGACUGCCUCGUGCAAACGCCCUCCAGUACUCCAGCACCCGCCACUGUUGCUUCAGACCCCCCUCAGACCCCCAUACCCGUCAGCAUACCUCAGGCUCCCCCUGCCCCUCCACCCGGUCCCAGUAGCCCGAGUGCCAUUCUGCCCCCAUCCAGCGAGCUCCUUGUCCAGCCGCUGACUCAGCCCAGUGCUUCUGCAGGAGUACCGCAGAGUCAGAACGUCAUUGAGAUCACCACUACAACCACGGUCACCACUACUGCUGCCAGUGGAGCUGAGGAAACUGCUGUUACCACCCUUAAUACUGCUGCUCUGGACGCUGCCUUGAAUGACAAAGUGAAAAAAGGCACCAAGAGAAAACGUGUGGUAGAGGACACCGUAGAGACGGCGAAGAGGCGCUCGGCACGUGUCCGCAACACCAGAUGCAAGAAAGAAGAGAAGAUUGACUUCCAAGAGCUCCUGCUCAAGUUCCUCCCCUCUAGACUGAAAAAGUUUGAAGGUGAUGAAGAUGAGGAGAGCCUGAGUAACAUGGACUCACAGUGUGACGGCAAACCUGAUUCCCAGUUGAACCGUGGAUCCAACUCCUCUGAGUACAUUGUAUCUAUGGAGUCAGAGCGGAAGGAAGUUCAUGCGUUCCUGUUGGCGAACAUGCAGAACGGCGGGAUCCUGGAGCUGAUGAUGCGGUAUCUGAAGGCGGUGGGGCAGAAGUUUCUGGAGGAUUGGCCAGCGGGCCUCAGCGUAGUAGUGCUGGAUCUCUUCAACUUCUGGAGGAAACACAGCGCUGGCCUGCCCAACCCACUGCUCAGAGAUUCCAGCAACCAGCACAUAAAGGAAAUGCUGCUUAUGUGUCUCUGCUGUCUGGAGCUGCAGUUGGAGCAGAAGUCCAUGAUGAAGGGCAAGAACAUGUCUCAGAGGAAGACCAUGUCUGGAUCAGGAAGGGAUUGUGGGGACGCUGAUGGUCUAGAGACCCGCUUUCAGACAGAUAUGUUCCUCCUGACCAUGGCCUCCUCUCAGAGAGAUCUGUUUGAAGACGACUGGCUCUCUUUUGCCGUCAGAGUUCACUGGCUCAAAGCACGAUACCUCACCUUUCAGGGUGACAUGGAGGAGGCGCUGGAGUGUUACGACAUGUGUGUCGGUCUGCUGAAAGGUCAGACAAGUGAGAUGGAAAAAAUCACCAUCCUCCUGCCCAACCUCAGCGUGGACAAUGCCAUCUCUAUAGAGGAGAUUGAGAAGAAGUUGAAGUCUCUAGAGCGAUGUCAGUCUCUAGAGGAGAUCCAGAGACUGUUUGACACGGGAGACUACCAGUCUGUGAUCCGUCUGCUGCAGCCCACACUGAGCUUCGGCCCCGGCUCGUCACGAAUGAAGCCUCUAGAUUACAUCAGCUCUGCUCCUGAGAGACCAGCACAGCUCUUACUGCUGCAGAGCUCCCUGCUGCGGCUGAGAGACUACAGCUCCUGCCUCGAGACAUCUGAAGUGUCUCUCAAUGAGGCCAUACAGCACUUGAACUCUGCAUUACCCAGCAGCCCCUCUGCCAAGGAGGAGUGGGUGUCCACCAUCACGGCCCUGCUGAGGGGCAUCGAAAGCUGCAUCACAGACAAGCCUGAGCUGCUCAUUCACACCCCACGAUCCACAAUCCUCCCGCGUCUCGCCAACAACCUCAUAAAGUUGAUAGCCAACAGCAUGGUCUUACCUGAUGACCCCAAAGAGGCUCAUUUCUCAUCACUGCUGCCAUGGAUUCUGCUGUACCACCUCAUCAAACAGGAAGAGGCAGCCUUUGACUGCAUGCUGAGGCAGCACAUCACAGAUGAGGAUGAUGAUGAGGAUGACACUCCAUUGCUGCCCUCCUCCCUCAUGCUUCUGAACACGGCGCAUGAAUACCUGGGCCGUCGCUCCUGGUGCUGCAACUCUGAUGGCGCUUUACUCAAAUUUUUUGUGCGUGUUUUGCGGGAGAGGCUCUCGGGAAAUGAGAAUCUGCCAUAUAAAGAGGAUCUGGAGACGGCACUAGAGCAGUGUUUCUUCUGCCUGUACGCUUACCCGAGCAAGAAGAGCAAAGCCCGAUACCUCGAGGAGCAUUCUGCCCCACAGGUGGAGCUUCAUUGGGAUGAUGCCGUCUUUAUGUUUGAGUACUUUAAACCCAAGACCUUGCCAGAGUUUGACAGCUAUAAGACCAGCACUGUCUCUGCUGACCUUGCCAACCUGCUUAAAAGGCUUUCUGGAAUAAUCCCACGCAACGACGGCCCCACAAUCUCUGUAGAUGAUGUGUCUGCUUAUAUCGAAGGAGGUGCUCUCAAGGUGCCAGCGCUUCCAGAAGGAGCAUCCCCGGCACCCCCUGUGGUUAACGAGCUGUACUACCUGCUAGCGGACUACCACUUCAAAAACAAAGAGCAGUCGAAAGCCAUCAAGUUCUACGUGCAUGACAUCUGCGUGUGUCCAAACAGGUUUGACUCGUGGGCAGGUAUGGCACUGGCACGCGCCAGUCGCAUCCAGGACAAGCUGAACUCCAAUGAGCUUAGGAGUGACGGACCCAUCUGGAAACACUCUCAGGCUGUGCUGACCUGUUUCAAACGGGCCCUGGAGAUAGACAGCUCCAACCUCUCCCUAUGGAUCGAGUAUGGGAACAUGUCCUAUGCCUUGCACUCUUUCGCUUCCAGACAGCUCAAACAGUGGAAACACGAACUUCCUCCUGACUUGAUCAAACAGAUGGAAGAGCGCAGGGACUCGAUGUUGGAGACGGCGUCGCAGUGCUUUCAGAGCGCCUCUCGCUGUGGUGGUGAUGAGGAGGAGUGGCUCAUUCACUACAUGCUGGGAAAGAUUGCAGAGAAGUGUAAACUGCCGCCCAAAGACUACCUGCAUCUGUACAAAAAGUCUGCACACUACCUGCACGAGGAAGCAGCCAGAUACCCACGCAAAAUCCACUACCACAACCCCCCUGACCUCGCAAUGGAGGCCUUAGAGCUGUUUUUCCGCCUGAGCGCCACCAUUCUGAAGUUGCUGGAGAAUGAGGAAGAUGAUGGUGAACAAUCUGAGCAGCAGAUGAAACUACAAGAAUAUGAGCUGUUCUUCAACAUGCUCGCUGAAGCUGCUGUCGGACCCUUUGCACGCGGAGAGGAGAAGACCGCACCCAAAACCAGCAUCGACAAGGAAAAGCUUCCAUCCAUUAACGAUGAGGACUCGCGCUCCUCAGUUGGUGUGAGUACCUGUCCGGGAGCGUUGGCCACCUCAUCUGUCACUUCUGUGGUGGCUCCAACAACUUCUUUGCCUGGUGACGGUGCGGCAGGUGCGAGUUCUCCCCCGUACACGGUCACUCCGGUCGACCAUGAUUACAUCAAACGUAAAAGCCUGCAGCAGAGGCACAGGCAGGGGCAGGAGCUCCAACAGCAGCAGGACGCUGACUUCUCACAUGACCAUGACUACUGCCUGUGUCUCUCUGCUUUGCGACCAGGAUUUGUAUAUGAGCAAAGUCAGGACAGCGUUGCUGGCUUGUCAGACUCCAGCUCCUUGCAGGAUGUCUUCAUGGAUGCCACCAGCUCACAGGACAGCAGCCACAAGGUCGAUCCUGGGAAGUGUAGUAUUUUUCCGGAAGAAUCAAAUGCCACUGGAAAAGAGAAACCGGCCACAAUAGAGGACGCAGGCCCCUUGGAGGACAAGAACAUGGAUAUCAGCUCGGCCACACUCUCUCAAGAAUCUUCAGUCACACAAGAGUCUUCGGACACCACCUUAUCCAACACGUCCCCUGAGGCCUCCGUCCCCAAAACUCCUACCUCAGACACCCCGACCCAAGCGCCACCUCAUCCGCUGCACACCGCCCAACCACACAGACCUCACCCCCAGACCAGCUCCUCCAGUGAGGGCAAGCGCAGGCCAGAGCCGCCGCCGCCGCCUCCGCUGGAGGUGAUAGAGCUGCCUAAGUGUCUGCCACCGGGACAGAGAGAGCAGAGGAAAACACUAGUGCAUGUGUGUGUGAGGUCUCUCUUCCUGUGUCUGAGUCGCUUCCCGCAACACUACAAGAGUCUCUAUCGUCUGGCACACCUAUACACCUACAGCAGGACACACAAGAACCUGCAAUGGGCACGAGACGUGUUGCUAGGGAGCAGUGUCCCAUGGCAACAGCUGAAGCACAUGCCGGCACAAGGACUUUUCUGCGAGAGGAAUAAGACCAAUCUGUUCAACGGCAUCUGGCGUAUUCCAGUAGAUGAGAUCGAUCGUCCUGGUAGUUUUGCAUCUCAUAUGAACAGAUCCAUCGUGCUCUUGCUGGAUGUUCUGUCUCAACUGAAAGAUCACCACACUUUACUUAAAAUCUCCCUGAUGCUUCAGAGAACCCCUGAUCAGGGAAAGAAGUACUUAAGAGAUGUGGAUCGACAAGUAUUGGCCAAGCGAGCAUUUUUCUUCACUGUAAAAGUGCUGGAAGACAAUCUGGAUAAACUCACAGGGGUAAGUGACCCCCCUAAACCACCCUCUACCACCUCUAUGGGUGAAAUGACCACUGCGGAUGUGUCCAACCGGCCCUCUGCUGUGGAGGACCCCAAAUGCUCCCACACCACCCAGCCCAAAGCUGGACUCCCCAACACCCCUAAGGCCACAGGAAGUGAUACCGGACUUCCUUGUAUGCCUCAGCAGUGUUUAGCCACUCUUCAGCUCUCCCUGGAGCCUUUAAAUCCGGCGGCAGAGGCCGCCGUUCACCCCAGAGAAGGUACUGCAGCACUUGUAGAGCCUAUGGAGCUUGGCCCCGGAUCAUGGCCGGGUGCCACAAAAUUCAGAGACCCUCAAACGCCUGCUGAAACCAGACCACAGGAGCAGGGGGUGGUUAAAUCAGCAACAGAGGAGGCCAAUAAGGUCCCAGAGAGCAGUCGGGCGUCUGAGCUAUCGCUGGAGGAGUUGAGCAUUAGCUCAAAACAGCAGCAGCUACAGAAUCAGGUGAACGCAGCUAAAGGAGCACUUUCUAUGGUCACAACACCAACAGCCAGCAACCCCACACCUCUACCCAGCUCUACUCCUGAGGUGGGACUACAGCAGAAACCCAGCAGGAAGAGGAAGCUGCUGGAUGACGUGGAGUCGGGCAAGACGCUGCUUUUGGAUGCGUACAGGGUGUGGCAGCAAGGUCAGAAGGGCAUGACCUACGACUUGAAGCGCAUCGAGAAGAUCAUGUCCGAGACCUACAUGCUGAUUAAACAGGUGGAUGAGGAUGUAGCAUUAGAUCAAGCUGUUAAGUUCUGCCAGAUUCAGAUGGCAACGUCGGCACAAAGACAGAGCUCCAGUGAUGCACCCAGCACUCCCAAGUUUAGUAAAGACCAGCGAGACUUCUUCUUCCCAGCAUCGUUCUCCACCCCGUGCCUCCACACUCAAACAUAUCCAGCACCAGCGCAGGACGGGGAGGCCAAGCUGAACAAGACCCCUCGACCGCUUCUCGUACAGCCGCAGACACACAGCACUCCAACACAGAUCUACUGCCCGCCCUCCAGCCAACCCGACCAAUCACAACAGAGAAAGACGCCUUGCCAGCCAAUAGCAAGCAUGGCCUUCUUGCCUCACACAGAGGACCGAGAGGAGCCGGUUACUGAGGGUCUGCUGUACCGCCAGCAGGAGUCCCAUCUGUGCCAGCAGAUGAAGAUGGCCACCGUCUCUCAGAUUCCCAGCACACAGGAGUGGGCCGCUCACGAGCCCCCGUCCUGCUCAACACACACCAGCACAGAAAGUGACGAGUCAAAGCAGGCAGAUGCGAGUCGCAUCCGGUCCAGAAUUCCUCCCAACAUGCCCAAACUGGUGAUCCCCUCCACAGUCACUAAAUUCCCCCCAGAGAUAACAGUCACGCCCCCCACGCCCACCCUGCUCUCCCCGAAGGGUAGCAUCUCUGAGGAGACCAAACAAAAACUCAAGAAUGUGAUCCUGUCCUCUCAGUCGGCAGCUAACGUGAAGAAAGACACUCUCGCUCAGCCUGCUUUAGAGGUGCAAGAGACAUCGAGUCAGGAAUCCUCUCUGGAAAGCGAGUCGGAUGAAGAAGAUGACUACAUGGACAUUUGAACGGUCAAGCUUUGCUCUCAAGCGGAGCUCGGAAGUGAAAUCUCCUUAUUUAAUUGUUUAGCUGUAGCUAAUCGUUGCUGGUUUUUCAAUAGCGUGUUUUCUCCACUGAAUGCACGUUUUUCAUCAAAAGGGCUUUUUCCUACCCUGGCACUUGUGUCCUGUUGGUUUGCUCCUCUGCUGCUAAGUUUUUUUGUUGUGCACGAUCCUGCAAAGUGCCAUUUGUACUCAAACCGACGCUCACACAGUGGAAUCAUGUACAAAAGUCAGUACAAAAUCAUUUCCUAAAGGAUGGAUUAUGUAAUAUUGACAGUUUGUGUAAUGCAGUUUACGCACUCAGAGUUUCCUGGGCAUUAAAUCCAUCACGGUGUUGUUUACAGAUUUUAGAGGAAGUAAACUGUGCUUGACGUUUGGUAAAAAAAAAAAAAAAACAUGAUUCAUAUCACUACCAAGUUUCAAUGGGAUUGUUACCAAUGUGGAGACAUCAGCAUGCAAACAUGAUGUUUUUUUUUUUUUUUUUUUUUUUACAGCCGUGUGUACAGGACAUGUAUCUCUGUUUUCCUGCUUAUGUGUUUGUGCGUGUGCUUCGACUUCUUUUCAAACAGCGUGCAUGGAGCAUCACGUUUGAUCGGUUGUCCAUGCUUCAGCUACUGGCUUUUUAAAGGGGAGUUCUACAAAUGUAUGAUUCUUCACAGCACCACAAGAUUUCAGUUACUGUGUUGGUGAUCUAUUGGUUGUAAAAACAAAUGCAUCACAUUUUGGAGUAUUUAAGCCACCACAAGUUCCAUUUGAGUUGUGUUACUGUUACUGUCUCGCAUUUUUGACAUGAUUUCGUGUUUUCAUUUGUAGUUUUAUUACAUUUCCAUUUGAGGAUCAUAAACAACAGUAAAGUAUGCCAGUUUUAUCACCAGCACUUAGAAGAUGUGACUAUUAUUCAUAUCACAAUUGAAAUAAGAAUGUGAUCGAACUAGCUACAGAAGAAUUGAUUUAAUGUUUUGUUUUCAAGAUUAUGCCAAGAAGUAUAAAUUACAAAUUUUAGAAAUAAGAUGCAAAGGCCUAAAAAUGGUGCUGAUCCCUUAUUUUUGGCUUUUUAAAAUAAUCUUUAAAUGGGAAGUUCACCCAAAAACGGCAGUUUGUUUAUCAUUUACUAUGCUCAUAUUGUUGCAAACACAUAUUUUUGUUUUCUUCUGUGGAACACAAAAGGAGAAAUUUAAUGGAACGUUCACGCUCUUUUCCAUACAAUUAAAGUGGACGGAGACCAGAGGGUGUCAUGGUCCAAAAAUGACAAAAAGCACAAAAAAAUAGUCCAUAUAACUUGUGCAUCAUAUUCCAAGGCAUUUUUUUGCAUGAGGAACAGACUGAAAUGUAAGCAAUUUAAUUUCUCCUCUGCUGCCGCUCUCAAAUCUCAUUGACGUUUGUGUUUAUUCCAAUAUGGUACAUCAAACAGAUUUUCAGUGAAUAAUGAAUUACAUUUUGGACUUUUCUUUAAUUAAGACUAUUAAAUGCCUUUGAAGUCUUGAAAUAUUGCACACAAACCAUAUGGAAUGUGUUUAUGGUGCUUUUUUUGGAGCCUUUGGUCACCAUUCACUUUCAUUGUAUGGAAAAGAGCAGCAUGAACAUCCUACCAAACAUCUCCUUUUGGAGUUUGUAUUGACAAGAUAGUAAGAAAAUGAAGACAGAAACUUACUUUUUGGGUAAAUUUUCCCUUUAACCAAAGAGAAGUGCCCAAAUGUUAGUUGUAUUGAGGUUAUGUUCUUGAUUUGUGGGAUUUUGUUUCAAUUUGGAGUAGCACUGCUUUCUCUUGGAGCAUUACAUUGGUGAUUUUCUCGUGACGUGUCUGUAUGUGGACGUCGCUCAUGGUGGUGCUGGUCGUGUUUCCCCACCAGAUCAUUUCCAGUUCUGUUCUAAAGAAAAAUUUAGACUGAGGAAUGUUUUUUACCGAACGUUUUCUACUUGUAGACGGAUAAAUAGCCACCAGUAUUUUUUUGAGUGCAGAAUUUUUCAAUAUAAGUAGAAAAGACUUUGAAGGGAUGAAAUGUAUCGAUGCACUGGGCAUGUGUGACCAAAACUACCUGUAAACAGAUAAAGAGAUGCUUCUAUUUUUUCCUCUUUGUAAAAUAAUAUUUUGUUUGUUGUUGUCUUUUGUAUGCUGUCACUAUGCUUGUGUUAAGAAUGUAAGUGGAUAUAUGCUCUGGUCUCUAGAGAUGGGAGGUUUUCUGUGCUCUUUGGAGAUUUAUGGGGUAUUGCUGUCCUCAGGCUUUUUUCUGAGAAGGUUGAUAUUUCUGACUUGCUGCAUUGAUGAUAUCACAAAACCAAAAAUAAACUUUCAACAUUUUUACCUGAUC